This is a messenger RNA of Cucurbitaria berberidis CBS 394.84, 704 nucleotides long. RefSeq lists its product as uncharacterized. The record is from RefSeq and is a predicted model, not a curated record. The coding region runs from base 98 to 592 and encodes 164 amino acids. The transcript has a single exon. Lineage: Eukaryota; Fungi; Ascomycota; Dothideomycetes; Pleosporales; Cucurbitariaceae.
GUUCAAGCUCCCCGGGACAUUUGAGCUUUCAAUUUCGACACCAAAUUUCAUUCAACGAGACAUCACAACGACAAUCGCAAGCUCGCAAGCUCGCAACAUGGCCGCAUCUCAAUCUCUCGUCGUGUACCGCCCUGGCGCUUCAACAACCCUGGCGGCCAGACCAUUAUCUGCAUCUUUGAUCUCGUCGCGCUUCUUCACCCAACAAACCGGAACGGCAAUUGCCACAGAACUCCUCUACCGUAUCCUAUUCGAUAUCUUAAACCGUUUGAUUUCGUCUUUCCAGCGUCUCGCCUCGAAAGGCAUGCAAAAAUGCUCUUCCUUCAUAGAACAGAAACUACAAGAACAGCGUGACAGAUUGGCGGCCGCUAAAGCUGGUGCUGCUGAGGGUCUGAAGAUCGUACAGGAGGUAGGCAAGCUGGCCGAGGAGAGGGGAUUUAUUACGUGCCCGAUGACCGGCCACACGAUGGAUGCAAUACUGGAGGGAAAGAGGGCUCCGCCUGGGCCGCCGAUGUGGGUCAGAGAAGUGAUGGAGGGGAUCGACGAGGGGCGGAUACACGAUAGGGAUUUUUGGAUCCAGACUCAUGAGGGCUGAAGAGGGAACGCCUGCAAUAUAUGCAAGUAAAAACUCGCCAGAGAACCCCGUCACGCUCAGAAGCAGCACGCCUUCCCUAAUGACCUGACGCAGCGACGAAGUCGUAUCUUAC